AUGCUUACAAGAAGAAUAACACUUGGUAUAUCAAGAAACCUGAGUAGAGGCGCUCUGAUCAAUGCAAGGUUUGCAAGUUCACAGUCGUAUCUUGACUCCGUGGCAAAUUUGAAGAAGGAUUUGAAGAAGGCCAUGAUAGCCAAGGAUGAUCUCAGGAAGACGACUAUAAGAGGCUUGCUUUCCGGCAUUAAAAACAAAGAAAUCGAUGCACAGGGGAAGGAUCUCGAUGAAUUCGCGCUACAUGACCUCUAUUCCAAGCUUAUUACACAGAGGAAAGACUCUAUUGAGGAGUUCCUCAAAAAUAACCGAAGUGACUUGGUUGAAAGAGAGGAAUCAGAAAUUGAGAUCAUCAAAAACUACCUCGGGCAAUUGCCAGUAGCUUCCGAAGCCGAGAUUGAUGCAAAAGUCUCGAACCUUUUGACCGAGCUAAAGCAAUCGAAUCCUUCUUUACAACUGAAAGACGCAUUCAAAAAAGUUGACUGGAAAGCUGCGCCAUCUGAUUGGAGAGCAUCCGCCAGCAUGAUCAAAGCUAGUAUCGUGAGACAGUUCAAGACAAAAUCGUGA
Molecule: messenger RNA, 564 nt
Organism: Lachancea thermotolerans CBS 6340
Lineage: Eukaryota; Fungi; Ascomycota; Saccharomycetes; Saccharomycetales; Saccharomycetaceae
Gene: AIM41
Product: Aim41p
Exons: 1
Coding region: 1-564 (187 amino acids)
Cellular component (GO): mitochondrion
Molecular function (GO): carbon-nitrogen ligase activity, with glutamine as amido-N-donor
Source: RefSeq, a predicted model, not a curated record